Molecule: messenger RNA, 630 nt
Organism: Heterocephalus glaber (naked mole-rat)
Lineage: Eukaryota; Metazoa; Chordata; Mammalia; Rodentia; Bathyergidae
Source: RefSeq, a predicted model, not a curated record
AUGCCGACAGUGUAUAAGGAAGUCAUGAACCCCCUGAGCUCCGUGCAAAGAGCUCAUGUGGCACGGCCAUUGGAGGUGAUGAGAUAUCUGGUGGGCUGGGUGGCGCUGGCCAUCUGUAUGUGUGGGCUCAAUGCAGAACACAUCAAGCACACCGAGCCCUUGAGCAGCGGUGGUGGGUUGGAAUGUCUUUACUUGAUUGCCCAUUUACACCAUCGGAUUCCAGGUUUUCCAAUACGAUCCUGCGUCUUUCCAUUUACCUAUGGUGAUGUACUCUACUACAAUUGCAUCUCCGUUCACAGUGACUUUGCCUGGUGUUCUUUUGACAGGAACUUCCAAGGCAGGUGGUGGUACUGCACUGCGAUGGAUCCUCCAAACUGUACCUUUCCAUUCUACUUCAGAGGAGAAGUAUUUCACAAAUGCACCAAGAAAGGCUAUGUUUUGAAUCGCAGUUCGUGUUCAUUGACAGCUGAUUACAACAAAGAUAAAAAAUGGAAGCAGUGUUCUCCUCAGAAGUAAGGUGAUCGGGGAAGACGGGACAGGGUGUAUUGUGGUCAAGGAGGGGAACACUUGGGAUUGAUGCUGGAGGAAGCUUGGGGCCUAGCUGAGUGGUGAUGACUCAGACCAGUUGUC